Humulus lupulus (European hop) is the source of this 1279-nucleotide messenger RNA. RefSeq names its product L10-interacting MYB domain-containing protein-like. The record is from RefSeq and is a predicted model, not a curated record. NCBI's taxonomy places the organism in Eukaryota, Viridiplantae, Streptophyta, Magnoliopsida, Rosales, Cannabaceae. The transcript is spliced from 3 exons. The coding region runs from base 307 to 1080 and encodes 257 amino acids.
CUCUAGUUUUCCGGUUCUCCUCAGAGACUCCAUUGUUAUCUACUCUACUAUCACUUGCUAUUAGCUUUCAUGGCUACUUCAAGUACCAUUUUAUCCCCAUUUUAUCCUCUCCAUCAUAUGAACGACCUAUUUUUUUCUCAAUAAGAAUCUUCUCUCUAAUAUUUUUGAUAUCUUAUAUUUGCAUUGUAAAGGUUCUUGGAUCCAUAUAAAAAUGGCGUACUGACUAAAUCAGAUUCUUAGGGGUUGGAUUUUUCAAGUAAGGCUUCUGUUUGGACUCAAAGGCAUGAAAAAAUUUUCAUCGAACUUAUGGAUGAAGAAGUUUUAAAGGGAAAUAAGAAUACCACAAUAUUUACAAAGCAAUCAUGGAAAUAUAUAAAGGAGGAGUUUUGUGCACGAGCAAAAAGAAAUAAUAGUGAUAUGCAACUAAGGAACAAAUACAAUCAAUUAAAGCAAAAGCAUAAGGAUUUUAAGUCUUUACUAAAAGAGACUGGUAUGGGAUGCAAUGCAGUGACUGGAGAAGUUAGUGCGACUGAUGAAGUUUGGGAUAGACUUAUUCGGGUUAACAAGUCUGCUAAAAGAUUUAGAAAGAAAGGUUGUAAGUUUUAUGAGAAAUUAUGCACUAUCUUUGGUGAUACUACUGCAACUGGUUCCAAUGCUCAUCCUUCAACUCGAAGUCCUUCUAAUGACAAUGACGGAGAUACUAAUGAUGAUGAUGCAACAUCGAUAAGUCCUUCUACUAGGAAUGAAGAAAGUGGUUUUUAUGAAGACGGUAGUAAAUCAAUAGCCACUUCGAAUUCUCGAUCAGUAAAAAGAGCAAAGUUCUUAUCAGCUUUGGCAGAUGCACUGGCAACAUAUAAUGAAACUGCAAAGCAAAAGACAGAAUUGAUAGAGAGAUCAAUGGCAACAUCUGUAUCACAUUACUUAUUGGAUGAGAGUGUUGAAGCUCUUAAUCCAAUUGAUGGAAUUAGUGGAGAAGUAUACGCAAAAGCUAUUGAGAAGUUUGAGAACGAGGUGUUCAGAACAUUGUUUCUAAAGAUGCCAGAGCAUAGAAUAAUAGAUUGGUUGCUGAAUUUGAAGUGAAAAGUUUAGACUUUGUUUAGCUAUGAACAAGAUGACUUUGUUUAGCUAUUAAAUUUAGUAAUGUUUAGCUAUUAAAUGGAUGGGUUUGUUAAGCUAUUGACUGGAUGACCUUGUUAGUUAUUGACUGUAUGAAUUUGUUUAGUUAUUGACUAGAUGACUUUGUUUAGCUAUUGACUGGAUGACUUGUUAGCUAUUGACU